Exaiptasia diaphana is the source of this 1559-nucleotide messenger RNA. RefSeq lists its product as uncharacterized. The coding region runs from base 150 to 1511 and encodes 453 amino acids. NCBI's taxonomy places the organism in Eukaryota, Metazoa, Cnidaria, Anthozoa, Actiniaria, Aiptasiidae. The transcript has 3 exons. The record is from RefSeq and is a predicted model, not a curated record.
UGCUUCUCUUCGAAGUGAUAAGACAGUUUUAUGGGCUCGUUAUUUGGACUAGAAAUCUUCAUUGGCUUUAAGWCUUGAUUCAAAAGUCACCGAAUACUUUGGUAGGCUUUCAGAGGCAAAAAACUUCAAAAUAGUAUCAAGCGCACAACAUGAGCGAGCAUUUGUUUGAGCGAUCGGCUUCGUCGUUAAGCCAGAGUUUUUCCACAGCAACGGAGGAAAAAGAAGUGCCUUGCUUAACCGUUUCUGUUACUAUCAAACCGGGAAUUGAAAAAGAAUUAUCACAGAAAACUGAAGUUGUUCACAGUGAAAAUGAAGAGUCCACCAGAGCAGAGGAAAAUACAGCUUUAGAAAGUCAAACCGUGAUCAACAUGGGUUCCAAAGGUGAAAUUGUGAGAGAGAAAGAUACGAGACCAUGCAGCAGCGAAGGAAUGAAAACAGAACUAAAAGGCUGGAAAGGUUACGGCAGUAAUAUCUAUAUCCAACCAAUUAUUGUCAAUACUGCCAACGAAGAACAUUGUCUACAAUGUAAGCAAGCAACUAGACGUCGACGAAAUACGACCAUAAACGAACUCCGAAGGCAAAUGCAAUUACGACAAGCUUCCGACUGGGUCACGAAGCACAACCAACGAAUUUUUCUCAAAGGAUCGUUAAAGAUCGGAGACAUUGUGAGCGAUUCCCGAAGGAGUUCGUCAACGUCUUCAAAAGCUAGUUCUUCGAGGGAAAUGUCGCCACCACGGCUGCCACGGACUGAUGGCAUGCCUAAAAAGAAAACCAGACUUGCUAAAGGAUUUGUGUGUAGAACCUGGACACGAGACUACUUACCAGACCUACCACGGCCAGACUGUUCACUUAAAGAAACUUUGUCAGUGCGUUCCUAUGUUAACAUAUCAAAUCCAUUUUGGCAGCAAACGCAAAAAAAGAGCAAUAAAACGGCAAAGAAUGAAAUACUCUUCAACAAGAACAGUACAGAAGGCGAUGCAAGAAAUGAUAUUCACGAAUUUCAGGUCAACGAAACUUGCGAUGUAACGGAACACAACGAAACUGCGAAAUUCAUUGAAAUUCCUUCUGAAACAGUMAAAUGUGCUYAAACGCAAGACGAGUCUUCCACCARCUCAGAGUCCUCUAUUGCAGAGUCAGUAAAUUUGGCAGAUUAUCUCUUCAAGAGCGUGUCACUUCAUGACAAUAAAAAUUCAAAAUGUAAAGAAAAAUCAUGUGAAUGUUUGAAAAACUUCCAAGAAUCUUCUCACGAAAAUUUUCCUAAGGUCGAGCAGGUGGAGUUCGAGAACAACACUAAAGUCGUAGAAAAAUCUCUCUGUAACAGAGACUCGAACUCAUUCCCUCCGAUUGCGUCCAAUAGCGCCGGCAAGGCAAUGGAUGCGCCGAGGAGUAGCAGAGUUCAUCGGCCGAACACAGUUAAUUUGACUUUUGCAAAACUAACGUCUAGACCAAAAGGUGCCGGAGACAUGGUCAAGCGAAGCCAAUCGUCAAAACCUUCUCAAUCGACGUUUUGAUUGGUCAUCAUUGUAAAUCAUAUGUAAUAUACAGAAUAAAAUCAUCAC